AAAUAAUGACAGAAUAGUUUUAGUUCCACCUUGGGCGGAUGAUGAACCACCUUCUCCCCAAUUACCACAAAAUAAUAUCGGACCAGUAGAAUUAUACAACGCCUCUACAACUGAUUUAACUAAUCAAUUCCAAGCGAGCAAUCAGCAAGAUCUAAAAUGGUGGAAGCUCACACUUCCGAAUAAGAUAUACAAUAGACAUAAUAGUUCAAAUAAUCAAGUAGACAGUUCUAGUAUAACUAGUGAUACUAGGAGUACAAAUAAUCACCACCCUCAUUUACAUAGUUUCGAUGAAUCAAUUGAUCGCCAAGAUAGAGCAUCUAUUACAUCCCACCAAGCGAAUUUAGUUAAAACAUUCGCAAAAAUGGCGAAAUCUGAAUUAGAUGAUGCUGCUCAACAUAGGAGGCAUAAAUUAGGUAAAAGAACUCGUAAAGAUAAACUAAGGAAAUUUUUAUUACAUUCCGCUUACGUUCCUUUAUUAUUUAGAAGCGUAAACGUCGGCUUUACGACUGCUUCAUUAGCUGUAUGCGUUAGAAUACGUAUAUUAGAAGGUCAAUUUAAUGCACUUGGUAUAUCAGGUGCGGGCGCAAUUAUUGGUAUCAUUUUCGCGCCUAUGACAUUAACACAUGUUAUGGUAUCAAUAUAUCUUGAAUACUUUUAUGGUAGACCGAUCGGUAUUUGGGGAAUACGAUCUAAGAUGGCACACACACUUCUCGAUUUAGUUUUUAUUAUUUUUUGGUCAGCCGAAUUAAGCUUGGUUUUCGAUAAUUAUUUUACUUCUCUUCUCUCAUGCUCUAAUACUACACCCUGGUGGUCAAAUGUUUCACAAGCGAAUGAAAGAACAGCUGAUUUGAUUUUAUCGGAUGAAAAGCAGGGUAGACUCUGUAACCAUCUGGGUGCAUUAGUAGGUUUAGUUUUCGUUGGGAUGCUAUUAUACGUUGUCAAUCUUGUCGUCAGUCUAUAUAGAAUCUACGAAAGAGUUCGUUUACAUCAACAUAUGCACAACGGCGAAUUAGUCUAGACGUCAUUUCAUAAUCACAUUCAAUUAAAUUGCAUUGUAUUAUUAUUAUUAUAAAUUGUUUUUAU
Wallemia mellicola CBS 633.66 is the source of this 1083-nucleotide messenger RNA. RefSeq lists its product as hypothetical. The record is from RefSeq and is a predicted model, not a curated record. Gene Ontology annotation, cellular component: fungal-type vacuole; cell periphery. Lineage: Eukaryota; Fungi; Basidiomycota; Wallemiomycetes; Wallemiales; Wallemiaceae. The transcript has 5 exons. Bases 362 to 1018 code for a protein of 218 amino acids. Gene Ontology annotation, biological process: positive regulation of catalytic activity.